This is a messenger RNA of Patella vulgata (common limpet), 4477 nucleotides long. RefSeq lists its product as uncharacterized. Bases 655 to 1923 code for a protein of 422 amino acids. The transcript is spliced from 6 exons. The record is from RefSeq and is a predicted model, not a curated record. NCBI's taxonomy places the organism in Eukaryota, Metazoa, Mollusca, Gastropoda, Patellidae.
GAAUGUCAGCGUAUAACAUGAUUUGCUAUAUGUGAUGAGAUAUAUCGUAUUGGAUCUUAUCGUAUAAAUCAUUUAUUUUAUAUGUGAUAUUGUAUUUGAUGAUACGUGACUCAGUGAAUGUAAAUAUUUCAAAAUACAACAAGACCUGUCUUAACCUUGGCUUGUGUAUUCUCUUAUGGUGAGAAUAAUUUAAAUAGAUAACAUAUUAGUUGUUUAUAAGCUGCUGAACUUGAAGAGGUUGUGUUGCUUUAUUUUGAAACUUGCACAAUGUAUCCUUUAUGUAUUAAAUGCAUGUGUUGUACAAAUAUGCCCGAAGUUUACGACUGAAAGGGGCCAUUGAAUAGAGUUACCAAUUGCUAGUUAUAUAUCAUAAAUAUACCCUAAAGGAAGUAUAUUAUUAUUGUAUGGAUAUAAAGUUCAACGUAUGCAUAUUUAUUGUGAAAAAUGUUUGAUCGCUUUAUAAAUGUAUAAAUCCACAAGAACAAGAUAUAAAUCAGAAAUAUGUUCAAUAAUAUCGGUUGUGUAAUUUCACUAGUACUUUCAUCUCAUAAGCUUUACAGUGAAGUGUGUUAAAUAAUAUUGCUUGUGUAAUUUUGAAACUAGUUUCAGAGCAUAAGUUUAACAGUGAAAUGGUCACAUGAACACCCGUGAAUCAUGGCCAGGUCACAUAGAGAAGUAUUUAGUUUCGUCGUGGCCGUUAUAGUUUUAUAUAUUGGUGUUGUAGCCACUAUGAACUGUGAUAGUUCAGUUUCGGGGUCGAAACCUAUAGCCCCGUUUUGUAAAAACCAGACAGUUAGCGGAAGGGAGAUUUAUUUAUCUGGAGUACAUAAUGGUAUAAAUGGUAUCGGGUGUAAUUGUUCCAUUACUAUUACUAAAAUUCCUGAUGAGGAUUACACAUUGAAAAUUGAUAUAAAGAAUGUAACUACUACUACCAAACUGUGUGCCUAUUCAUUAUAUUCUGUAUAUAGAAAUUAUAGUACAAGACUGUAUGCGUGUAAUGAAAAUGUAACUAAAGCUAGUUUUUAUUUGAAACCUAUUGAAACUUUGAGAUUGCAUAUGGAGAAAUGGUCUGACAAUGGUGUUGGAUUUCCAUUUUGUCUCCAACUGUAUAGUGAUCAAGCGGGUUCUAGUAUUCACCUAGAAUGCACAUCUAAGUCAACAACAACCACAGCGUCACCUACAUCAUUAACAUACAUGAAAUCGACAAGCACAAACCAUUUCUUGUCGACAAUUUCUAACAGCAAUAACAUACCAACUUCCAGUACCGGGAGAAAUGAUGAUACAAUUGCCACACUUUCAACCACUCUAAACUCUAGAACCGGGGGAAAUGAUGGAACGAGUUACACGACGGUUAAAUCUAACAUCAGUGGUGCCUUUCCUCCAACAACUGAACAACAACCCAAUAAUGAUGAUUCUAAUCCAUUGAUUGGUAUAAUAAUUGGAUCUAUUCUAGCUGUUCUGGUUCUGGUAGCUUUAGUUAUUGUAAUUAUCUGCUUGGUGAAAAGACGACGAAAGAAAAAGCCUCCAUGUGAGACUCCACUGGAACCACAAGAUAAUCAUGUAAAUGCAGCUGUAACACCCAACAACAACGCCAACGGUCACAACAACCAAAAUACGCAAGUCGGUAAUCGGGGAAUGAUCUAUUUAGAAAACGAUCUUUAUAAAAGUAUUGAUGACGACGAGCCGGUGGGAAGAAAGGGAGGUAACCACGAAGGCAUGAUAUAUCUGGAAAAUGAUCUUUAUAUUUCAAGCAGUGAAACUGAUAACGUUCACCAAGAUGAAGAAAACUCAGUUCCUCAUCAACCUGUUGAAUAUGCUGUGGUUAAUAAAACUGCCAAGAAAAGUAGUUCUAGUAAUGGCGCAUCAACGGGUCAUACUGUUGGACCGCAUGGUGACGUAUACACGUUUGUACAGAAAAAAUAGAUAUAAAAUGUCAAAUUAAACAAAUAACUUAUAAGAAAGAUAUUAUAUGCUCCAAUCAAUUACGUAUUUAAUUCUUCCUCAAUUAAGUAUACAUGGUACAAAGAGACAUGCAUAGGCCUGGCGUUUACCAUCUGAGAGGGUAGUGUAGUAUAUUUCCCAGUAGUGUGUUCGUUCCACGUCUGUUUUACAAUGAUUAUUAAAUUCAUGUAGUUCAGUUGACCUCUACAGCACUGAUCAUUUGAUUCUCUGAUCCAUACUAUUGCUUUGUAUAGGUAUGCGUGGACUGACUUCUUUUAUCAUCUUCUAGAGUUGUGUAGUAUAAUUAUUUUCCAGUGGUGUGUAGAUAUAAUUGAUAUAUUAGAAGUAUAUUGAUAUAUUGACUGUUAGAAGUACGUAGUUUAAUUAUUCUCUACAUCAUCCAUAUGCGUGAUAUUGAACACUUGUUUGAUCCAUCGCUCUUUUUUCUUGUAAAAUAUUUAUUCACAAAAUUCAAAUACAUUAUCAUAUUUACAUCACGAUUCAAUCAUAUAUACAUUAAUAAAUAACACCACGAAUUGGUUAAAGAGGGUGUGAAAAGUGCGUAUAUAAAACCCAAUUUUUUUUAAUUUGCUUUAAAAUCAAUGCUUAUCUCAUCAUUUAAUCCGAGAUUAAUAAGAACAGGUGGAUUUCUGAAUUUGAAAAUAAAAUCUUUAACAGUGUUAUGCUUUUUGUAGUAGAUAUUAACAUUAUAUAUAUUAUAUAUUAGCAAUAUUUUAAAUAGAGGCUUAACAUUUAUACUGGCCCAUUCAGGGGCGGAUCCAGGAAUUUUUGCAGGAUCGGGUUUGUCAGGUUCCUGAGACAAUGUAUCCCCCCCGCCUCACGCAUGGUCUCUAUCGUCAUUUUGGCGUAUAUACAUACACAUUGAGCUUUUUAAACAGAGAAACACUUCGUUUGACGUCAAUUUUUAUUAUGAAUUAAUACAAUGACAUUGUGAUUCAAUUUCAUGGAUGCAAAGCAUUAAUUGUGAUAUCACAUAAUGUCUAUAUCAUUAUCUCGUGUUUUGGGCGCCCAUCCUGUUCCACAUCUGACGAUAAAGGAUAAAGUGUACAAGUGCACUUCUUGUGUAUCUUCUGUGGUUCUCGUUGUUGAUUAAAUGAAGACAAGACUGUUGUUGGCUGUUGAUAUUCCUCUAUAUUUUUUUGGUUAACAAUUAAUCAACAAAAUUUACAGCAGACAAUUAAUAUAACAAUUAUUGGUUCACUGCUUAUUAGUAAAUAAGCUCCAAUGUAGAUAUGGGAAUUGACAUAAACUUAUGUCUCCAAAUAUCCAAAUACAGGUAAAUAAGGUCUGUACUUAGGUAUGUGAUCUAAGUUGAUCUCCCAAGACACGUGUGUAGCAAGCUUUCUUCUAAUUCUCUCAUUUGGGUCUAUAUAUCCCCAUGUAUCGCCUAGGGCAUUAAUUCUAUAAAUCUAUCGUCUAUACAAACAAUAUACCCCGGUAACUAAACGCUAUAGCCCGUAGACGUUAAUUAUAAUUUAUAAGCUCAAUUUAAUGUUUAAAACAAAGAAUACUGGAGACGGGUGAUUAAUGAAAUAUAUAAGACAAUAUGAAGUAGAUAUAAAUGUUGGGGAAUUAAGGUGGAUUAAGAUCCAUUAAAUAUAGUUUACUGAAUUAAGUAAUACUGUGCGGAUUAGCACGACGUAUUAAACAUUUACUAUUGAAUCCAAAUUCACACUACUAUAAAAGCACACCGAGAAAAUUUUCACAUAAAAAGUGUUGAUUUACAAAAAAAAUUAUGUAGCUGGGCCCCCCCCCCCUGAAUCCGCCCCUGCCAUUGUUUAACGCUACCAUUCUUCUUUUAUAUAUAGUUAAUCUUAAUGGAUAUAAAACUUGAUAUAUAUUGAUGUGAAAUCCAAUCCCUGAUAUAUAAACAUAAGGUAUAAGCCUACACUUUAAGAUGAGACGAACUAUUAACUAUGGAUAUUUUGCACAUAUAUCUUGUCCACAUUAAAAUUUGGUGACAAUGCUCCUAAGGAAGCUGUCUCGAAAUCACUUCCCUACACAUUUUACUUUUGUUAUUUGAUUUUUAAAAAAAAAGAAAUUUUAUAUGCUAUAUUGAUACUGUUCAUAUAGUGUUAUAUGUUAUUGUAAAGUACAUCUGGGCAUGUUUAUCGCGCUAUAUAAAUAUAUAAUGAAAAGUAAAAUGUCAUUAUCUUCACAAAAUGUCAUUAUUCAGGAUUAAGAGUCUUAAAAGAUUCAAACAAACCCUCAAAAUUUCAUGUUGUUAAUUCUUUAUGAAAUAAAUUACAAAAUACUCAAAGAAGGAUAGGCAAAUGAGGAAACUGUCCCGAAUACAAUUAGAGCACGCUUUCCUACGCGCAUUCCUCUUUUAAUAAUUGUGUAUAAACGUUAACAUGAUAUAAUUAUUGUGUAUACACGUUCACAUGAUAUAAUUAUGUCAGUAUGAAUUGAUUUAUUAUAUGGAUUAUUAUAUAAUGUUUACAGUUAUUUAAAUAUAUACCAAUAUGUGGGAUAUAAACACAAGCAUAAAUAUGCUUAUAAAUAUCACUUGUUU